AAGAAAAAGAUGUUUACGUAGUGAAUUCAUAUCGAACGGUUACCUAGCGAACCGUCGUGAACUUGAUUAGUGUCUCCUACGUAAUUCUCAAUCAUUGAUUUGCGUCCGCAUAAUCAUCGUGCUCCCCCGCUACCGGUGAAAAGCAAUGAACCCAGUAGCGCUAUUUCUGCUGUGUACUGCGCUAGUGUUGCAAAUAGAUUUGAGCCGUGAAGCCGAUAAAUACUGCCGCAAAGACUCAUGUCCCGAUGCCGAACGAAACAUCGGUUGUGGUUGUGGUUCACAAACAAAGACAUCCUACGGAUCGCAAUGCGCCGGUAAACGCCCCCGCAAAGUAACCAUCGACAGCAGACUGAAGUCGCUGAUCCUACGAGAACAUAACACUAGACGAAAUUCUAUAGCGUGCGGAUUGGUAAUCCCGCAUCAGCCAGCUGCUGGCAUGCCGGAAGUGCUGUGGGACAAUGAGUUACAGCAUUUGGCCUGGUGCAACGCAAGGCGAUGUGUUUAUGGUCACGACCGGUGUCGCAGCACGAGUAAGUUCGAAUGGCCGGGACAGAAUAUUGCAUCCAAAACGAUUUGCGGUAAAGCUGCACCACUAAAACCAGAGGAAGUUAUUACCGCCAGUAUCAACGUUUGGUUCCUGGAACACCAAAACACCACUCCAGCGAUGAUUGAUAGCUUUCCUGGAAAAGUGGACGGUGGUCCAAUUGGGCAUUUCACUGUUAUGGUGAACGACCAGGUAGAACGAAUUGGCUGCAGUCUCGUUGUGUACAACGUUCAGCGUGCUGGAUUCACCUCGCCAUGCCCAACCCACUACCUAGUGUGUAAUUAUUCCGCUAGUAACUUCCUGCAAGAACCUUCGUACGUGAAAAGCGACACUCCCGCAGAAAAGUGCAGAUCUCGUUCGAAACAAUAUUCCUGUUUGUGUGGCAGCAAUACGGCGAAAACUAACAAGCAGAAACCGAAUCGCUAACAUGCACUAGAAAAUCAAAAGCAUUGGCGAAUAACAUGACCCCAGCACUCAGUCAUGCAACUUAAUAUGAUCUGUGUCGUGUUAGCACAGGAAAUAGAACAGGUGUACACAAAUUAGUUUUCAAAACAAUGAAAUUAAAGGCAUACGUA
Wyeomyia smithii (pitcher-plant mosquito) is the source of this 1119-nucleotide messenger RNA. Its product is annotated as antigen 5 like allergen Cul n 1-like. Lineage: Eukaryota; Metazoa; Arthropoda; Insecta; Diptera; Culicidae. Bases 146 to 970 code for a protein of 274 amino acids. The transcript has 3 exons. The record is from RefSeq and is a predicted model, not a curated record.